AUGUCGCUGUGGAUUCAUCAUCAGAUCGACGCAUCCGUUCCUCGCCCAUUUAUGGACGAGGAAUUCCACGUGGAUCAAACAAAGCAUUACUGCUCGAACGACUUUGGCUACUGGAACCCGAAGAUCACCACCCCUCCGGGAUUGUAUUUGGUUUCUUAUGCCUUGCUGCGUUUGAUAAGCAGUAUCACAAAUUUGCCAACAGUCUAUUUGUGCACUGUUUCGGUACUUAGAUUACUGAAUAUCGGAUUAGCCGGCUUGUUGUAUUUGACAAUUGUGGCUUUGCAACGAUCGAUCAAUCAUCAGUUGUCCGCCAAGGACAGCGACAGGGUUUUACUGACGGCUGCGAACGUUUGCAUGUUUCCCAUUCUGUACUUCUUCAUUUUUCUUUAUUAUACCGAUCUUCUGUCUACCUUAUCGGUGUUGGUCAUGUACCUGCUGCUGCUAUAUGACCGGAUUUGCCUCAGUGCCAUGACCGGUGGUUUGGCUUGCACGAUGCGCCAAACGAACAUAAUUUGGUGUGCCUUCUGCUGCGGUAUUACCUUAGUAGACAGGUUCAACCAGAGGCUUAAAGGUCUAUCACGUUUGGAACGCGAAUCGCAGCCGACUAAUGGAGACUGGUUGAAGAUGAUCAGGACAGCAGGAUUCGGCGACGUGGCAGAAGCAUUUCUCAGAUCUGUGAUGGAGUUCGUUCCGUUCAUGGCGCUUGGCCUCGCUUUCAGUGUCUUCGUCCUCUGGAAUCAUGGUAUCGUGUUGGGAGACAAAGGCGCACAUCAACCCUGCUUUCACGCCGUCCAACUCUUUUACUGCGUAAUGUUUCUGGUCAUCUUUGCAUUUCCUGUCCUCUUCUUGCCUCGUCAUUUCUUCAGUUGCUUGCAGCACAUCGUGCGGCAUCCGGGAGCCUACGCAUUGCUCUGCUGUGGAAUUGCGCUGGCAGUUUAUGCAUGCACGUUCGAGCAUCCCUACCUUCUGGCCGAUAAUCGUCAUCUCACGUUCUAUGUCUGGAGAAAAUGGUUCAAGCGAUACGUCGCUGCUCGAUACCUGCUUAUCCCGCUGUACGUCUAUGGAUUUCACGCUGUGUGGAUGUCGCUGUCUCGUCAGAACAGCUUUUGGCGCUCGGCUUACUUCGUAGCCGUCGCUCUGGUCACCGUACCUAACCGACUGCUUGAAUUACGUUACUUUAUAAUGCCGUACGUAUUUUGGCGUCUUCACGUGCCCAUUCUGUCCAAAAAACGACUGGUUGUGGAACUGCUGUUUUACACAGUUGUAAACGCAGGCGUGAUUUGUCUGUUCUUGUUCAGAACGUUCAAGUGGGUCGGAAACGACGACACUCAACGAAUCAUGUUUUAA
This is a messenger RNA of Soboliphyme baturini, 1347 nucleotides long. Lineage: Eukaryota; Metazoa; Nematoda; Enoplea; Dioctophymatida; Soboliphymatidae. The record is from the annotation of a GenBank genome assembly.